Athalia rosae (coleseed sawfly) is the source of this 3207-nucleotide messenger RNA. RefSeq lists its product as uncharacterized. The coding region runs from base 376 to 2721 and encodes 781 amino acids. The record is from RefSeq and is a predicted model, not a curated record. NCBI's taxonomy places the organism in Eukaryota, Metazoa, Arthropoda, Insecta, Hymenoptera, Athaliidae. Gene Ontology annotation, molecular function: serine-type endopeptidase inhibitor activity. The transcript is spliced from 7 exons.
CCCAAUCGCCCAUCGUCCCUCCGUGUUGCUCGAUGGCGAACAUUAUCACGCUGACCACUGGACGCUAUAAUUGUCGAGUUGGGUAGAGAGAGAGAGAGAGAGAGAUAUAUAUACCGAUUCAUUAUAUACCGAUCGACUGACUGACGAGCCAGUCGGUCUCCUAGUGGCUCCCAUCGUCUCGGUUGCACUCGACGUCUAAAUUAAAUACGCGAUGCUUGUGACUUGUUUUACCACGCUUUUAUUUUACUGACCGCGUUCAUUAACUGUACGGUCGUCGGAUAGUCGAGUCGGUGCGUUGGUUUGUUUGUGUUGACAAUUCGUGACACUUGGUUGUACGUGGUUGACGGAACAAGUUUUACCAAACGAGUUCUAAACAUGAGGAUAUUAUGGCUGGUAUUUCUUCAUAUAGUAGUAGUCCGGGAGGCUCCUACUGUGCACGGAUACGUCGGUGCGUGGCUCGAUCCGUCGACUUCAGCUUCCCCGCCAACGUUCCGGCGUCCCGCCGACGUGCUGACGGACGUUAUCAACGACCUAGGUGUUCAAAUUCUGCAGGAAUACGCAGAGAGCGGAGGAAGCGGAAAUAUUGCUUUUUCUCCCACCGGGAUCGGCUUCGUACUCGCUGUACUUUACGAGGGAUCGGCGGGUCCCGGAAAAGAACAGAUAGCCCGCGUCCUUGGGCUUCCCAGGGACAAAGACGUCACGAGGAUCGGAUUCCGCGAUAUUCAUAGGAGGCUGAGGAGCUAUCUGAGCCCCGACGGUUUUCUCGGAGGGCUGACUUUGAACAGAGAGAAAAUAAAAUUACGCCAUGAGUACGAGGGUGUCCUCAAGUUCUUCGGGUUUGAUAUUCCCUUCGUGGAGGACGGUGCCACCCUCCCAAAUUAUUCGGGGUCUCGGCCUUCCGGCGACUGCGUUCAAGACACGACAGAGUCUCCGCUGACUUCGCAAGCAAUUCCGACCGAAAAAUCCACCACAACGUUGCUCACAGUGACCUCGGACGUCGGCGAUGAACCGUCAAACACAACUCCGAAAACGCAACAAGCGGCUGAAACAUCCACUAUCCCGACCGACCUCGAUACCGAAGUCCCUGCGGGGACGACGAGUGAACCGGAAGAAACUCCUACCGUGACUCCAACGACUCGGAUUAUUUCCAGCUUCGCGACAACCGCUCGAGUACCUGCGACUACGGUGAAUUUCCCGACAACGACCGCAGCAGCAUCCCUGACAUCCGUUGCUGAUAUUUCGACGAUGACAAUGGAAUCCUCUUCGACCACCCCCGUCCCUGAAUCGACCACAUCGUUUCUCUCAUCGGCCGAUUCGACUACCAGGGAGUCUGUCACGGAUGAGCCGUCAGUGGUUGAGAUGAAGGAACCACUUGAGGUGACGCAAGAGAAUCAGUCUUCUCAGGCAACGACUCCGAUAGCGACUUCUUUACCCACGCUUUUUACAACUACGACGUUGAUUUCCUCGUCUGAAGGUACAACGAUCAUGCCCCGUGAUACAGGAGAGUCCUUCUCCUCCUCCUCCUCCUCCGAAGAAGAAGGAACAGCUUCGAGUGUGUUGGUCCAAGAGUCAACUACAAAUCAGGUCGACACGACACCGAUGUCGGAUCUUGAAACCACGACAAUGGUGACCGACGAUCCGAAUUCGAUGUCAAACCGUAUUCAAAUUUCCACCACUUCUCAGUCGGUAACGACUAACAGUCCCGAAAAACGUACUUCUCGAGGAACGGGAAUCAAAGAUUUCGUAGUCAGGUCUGUACGGGAUGCUAGAUCUGAUCUCGACGAGUCGAGUGCAAAGAUAAAUAUUGACGAAAUAAUCCGUGGGGUCAGAAGUCCCACGAGCUACUUUUCCGGCUUCUCGAACGCGCCAGAUUUUCCGAGCUUUUCCGCUUACCCAGACUUUGCAGGACUUCCGGAUGAAGCUCCAUGGACCCGGAAGUUCGGGGAAUGGCGAGUCCAUUCGCCCAACAUUGACGAGUCGUCGCGGGACUCCGCGCAAAUUACUUUCCUGGUAAACGGCAAGGAGCCGACGAUCGUAUCAGCGGCGACGUACACCGUCAUCCUGCCAUUCGCCUUCCUUCCAACCCUGCAGGCACUGGCGUUGGAAUUCCCUCUAGAUGAUCCUAGGUACAAUAUUCUGCUGCUUCUGCCAACGGACAGGGAGGGCACUCGACGACUCGUGGGAGACCUCGGGAACGUGCGGCUCAGGGAACUUAGGAAGGAACUGCAGCCUGCUUGGGUCAGAGCAAUGAUACCAUCUUUUAUGCUGAAGGGUUUCGUAACUCUCACUCCCUUCCUACAGCGGCUCGGCAUCAGGGAUGUAUUCGAGCCGAGGGACGCCAAUUUAUCACCGAUGACGGAGGAGCCCGGAGUAUACGCCAGGGACGUGCAACAAAGCAUCGGCGUUAACAUACGCAAUUACAUGAAGCCGGACAGAACGCACUCAAGUGAGUGGAAUUAUCAGGCCGAUAUCUCACCCCCGGGCCAUCUUCCAAACCCCCAGACCCGGCUACGAGCAUUUCGAACCCGGCGUCUAGAUGCGCCUCCGAGCUGGCGGAACGCUCACCAAUCUUUUCACUCAGGAAACGGUCUCUUCGAGCGUGCUGGGCCAGUGAGCUUUGUGGCGGAACACCCAUUUCUGUUUUUCAUCGUCGACGCCGACACCGGAGUGUCACUAAUCGCUGGGCGUAUAGACGACCCUUUAAAUUCUCGGAUUCGCUAGUGCGGUUUAUCGUAGCUUGUCUUCUCCGACGUUCCCGUGACUCUUCCCCCAUUUCCAUUGGGAGAAAAUUCCAAUGUAUCCGAUAUUCGCCCGAAAAAUAAAGGAGAAUAAUCACGAUCGUGAAUAAUCACCGAACAAUGCAUUCGAAUUUCUAUGUUGUAUCUCAGGAAAAGGUGGGGCAAAACGAACGACUUUUUGUCUGCAUUAGCUAUUGGUCCACGUUCCCCGUAAAAUCGUCCAACGGGUCCGCAAUGCCCCACCUUUCCCUAAACGUCAAGUUCUCACAUCGUCGUUUCUCCGGAGCACAUUAAAAUUCAGGUCUAAGAACGAAAAGAUAUUUAUUUGACAUUGUUUAUGAACAAUAGAUUUAUGUUCUUCGAAAAAUAUUAAAUAUUACGUUGGUAAUUAUCAUUAUUUAAUAAAUCUGUAACUUAUCACUGUAAUUAUUAUAAUAUAUUGCUAUAAUAUAUGCAUACUUCACCUAUA